AUGGCAAGGAGUGGCGGUGGUGGUGGCGGGCGUGUCCAGCACGUCCGAGGGAACAGCUACGACAAGGACUCGCGUGGGGGGAGAGGUGCUUGCCGUGACUGCGCAGGUCCCGGCCGUUCAAAGGACUUCGAGGCCAGCGACCCUUACGGGCGCGAUCCACGCGGCGGGGGCAGUAGCAGCGGCGACCGCAACCGGAGCAAGAGCUCCGAGAGGCGGGGGAGGGGGCGAGACAUUGACGAGGACGUCAUGCGCGCCAGACGUAAAUACAGCGGUGCAGAGGUUCGGUCUCCAGAAGCUACCCUUCGUCGCCAAGACGCACGCCGGCGCCCAGAGACUCCUGCCUCAGGAUCCACAAAGUCGAAGCCUUCGCCACGAGGCCGGGCGUCUUUCACUCCGCUGAAAAGCACGGGCUCGAGCACGGAUCACCAUCUUGAAGGAGCCAGCGAUGGCAGCGCCUCGCGGGGCCGAGGGACCAAAGGCCACCAGCCCGUGCACGCGCCCAACACCAUCUGUGCGCAGUUCGACCAAGUACCCUUGCCACCUUCCAUCGGGUACAACGGCAUGGGUGGCGACGACUUUAUUUCGUCCCUGGAAGAUCCGCUGUCAGACUCCUUCAUGAGCGGAGCAUUCCCGAGCGUGGGGUCUCCGGUUCGCCGCUCAAGCAGGUCCUCGUCCAUCACUUCACCCUCUCGAGCCAACCACGUGCCGUCUCCUGCCAUAACCGCUGGUGGUGGAGAUGCUGCUGCUAUGGCUAGCCCGGAUGCGGCUACGCCUGGGCCGAAUAUCCCUGGUGCUCCGGCACCUACCCCCCCUUUCCGUUCCUCCGGGCCAGGUCCCACCACAGCGUCGAACGAGCCCAAAGCGAUUGCAGCCUCAGGGAAAUCGAGCUGUGGCAGGGACAUUGCGCCUAUGGAAGGUGGCGUCAUCCAAAGGGAGAGGGGACAGGUGUGCAACGAUGCGAUGACGACAACCAACCACGACAACCACGGGGCGCCUUAUUCCUCUGCAAUCUCAUGCCUCCCCCCUGCACCGGAGGAGCCUUCGGCGGUGCUACCGACGCAGCUGGCGGCGUCGGAAGUUGGCGGGCCGACAGCCUCCCCUCUGCCGACGGCGGGGCAGUCGCCGCAAGAAGGCGGUACUGCUGCACGCCCGUCGAUGCCGCCCCCGCUUCCCGCGGACGGCGGCGUCGAGCAUGUGGGCACCGCAGAAGACGGAUCCGCCUCGCCGGCUGCCGCCGCGUUGGCUGGCACGGAGGCAGUAGCGGUCCGCAAGGAAGACGCAGAGAAGGAUCCUACCACGCCUUGUGCGAGUGAGGAAACGGGUGGGUCCGCGGCCGCUGACGACAUUCGUCCAUCGCCAGCUGAUGGGGGGGCGGUUGGAGAAGCCGUCGGUAAUGGUUCGAGGCAGGAUAAAGUGUCUGAUAGUCGCCGAUCGGAGCUGGGAGGUGGAGGCGACGAUGCUGCCGCCGGCGGGGGGGAUGCAGCGGCGCCGAACGAGGGCGAGGGAGGGGAGCAGAGAAAGGAGGAGGAUGGGAUCCAAGAGGACGAGCAGAGCGCUGGCGACAAGACACCUCGACGCUCGACCGAUGUCAAGAGCUCCUGGUACUCGAAAGGCACCAUGGUCGUCCUGCACUGCGACUCGCCAGCUCAAGUCAGAAGCACUAGCAACCCUGUCCUUCCGCUGUCAGACCUACUCGGCAGACCGGCCCGAGUCAUCCAGGAACCCACUCACCGCAUGGGACAAAGAUAUCACUUGGUGGAGUUCCAGCCAUGGGAAGGUGGUCCAGACACGGUGGUAACGCUGCGCGCGAAGGCGAAAUUACUCAAGCCAGCACCUCUAGACUCCGUCUCCGCCCCUGCCGUCGUCAGUGACGGCCGUGAUAGUGGCGUUUCCACCGACGGUGGCAGCGCGAGGGCUCGGCUAAGCACGGCUAGAGCGGAGAUCACACCUUCGGGAGCCGGCGCAGCGCAGCGUGUCUCACGCAAGACUGUCGCGGCCACGAGGCCACGAAGGAGAUCAACUCGAGGGACCAUCAAGGCUACGAAGCAGAGUGUCUCCGUGGACGCGGGCGAGGCGGGGGGUGAGCAGCCGCCGCCGGCAACGGCACGAGUUGUGAAGCGCGAAGGGAAGGGGAACAAGGAGGCUGAGGAGAACGACAUGGAGGUUGAUGUGGAAGGGGAGGAAGAGGAGGAGGAAGAGGAGGGGGGGGAGGAGGACGCAGCAGAUGACGCAAUCAGCGACAAGAAGCAAUCUGCAAUCAUUCAUUCUCCGGGGGAAUAUAGCUCUAUGACCAAGGAAAGAGUUGGCAAGGGCCGGUCGGAAGAGGAGAAGGAAGAGGAAGAGGAGAAGGAAGAGGAGGAGAAGAGGGAGGAGGAGAAGGGGGAGGAGGGCGUCGCUAUCGCAGCCGUGUUGGACACCAUGGCCAUGCCAAAGGAAGGAGAGCCGCUUGACGACCCCCGAAAACCGAUGCUGAUUCCUGUAGGCACGAGGGUGGUCGUGAAGCAAGCCCCGGCGGAGAGCUCUCGUCCGCGCGGUUGUCAACUCAAAACGUCAGAUUUGGUGGGCAGGACGGGCGUGGUGACGAAGAUGGCGACACACGUCCAGGGUACCCGUCACCACAUGGUGUCGUUCGAGCCUUGGCCGGGUGGGCCGAGCACAACGACCAGCUGGAACUUCGCGCGCAAGCGCCUUGCCCUGUGCCCUUCCGGCAUCGGCUCCGGCGGUGCCAGCGUCAGCGGGACUCGUGGGGUCGGGGCUGCUCCAGCGAGCAGAAGAGAGGGGAACGCCAAGGGUGCAGCAGCAGGGGCAGCAGCAGCAGAGGAAGCAGCAGCGACACAAGAGGGGGAGAAAGAGGAAGAGGGGGCUAAGGAAGGCGGAGCGGCCAGGCCCACGCCCCCAAACACCGAGAAUUUGCCUGCCGGCACUGUGGUGGUGGUGCGGAGUGUUGAAACCGACCCGGGCAGGACUCUGAAGUUCGCCCGCGACGAGACGUACGAGGCAGGCUUCCAGGAGGUUCUGGGACGAGAGGGUAUUGUGGUCAGUGGACCCACCUCCACAACGAAGGGAUUUCGGUACCACCUUGUGCAGUACGAGCCUUGGGAGGGCGGUCCGACGCGACCGUUCACGUGGAACGUCAAGGUGGCAUCCCUCGAGGUACUCCGUCACCCCCCGACCGAUUUCUCCUCGGGCGACAACGUGCAAGAAGCAGACGUUAACAUGGCUGAGGCUAGCACUCCUUCUGAGGAGCGGAAGGAGGAGGCGGCGGCGCCAACCCAGGCCGGGAACGCGGCCGAGGCCGGAGCCGAGGCCGAAGCCGAGCCUGACUCGGCUGAGGUACCGGCCGCAGGCGGUCCUCCUGCCGCGGAAACUUCUACCAAGACGGUAGCCUCGGAAGAACCGCCACUGCCGAGAGGUCGCUCGCGAGCUCGGCGGCACCCUUCAUCGCUGUACGGCACGACCGCCGACGGCGGGGAGCAGGGAGACCCCGGUGUGGAGGAGCAGAAGUCGAGCGAGUCGGAGGCGAGAGUGCUGCUGCAGGCAGCGGCGGCGGCAGCGGCAGAGGCGGCGGCGGAGGCAGCGGCGGCCGGGGGAAGCAGGAGCAAGGAGGCCAGUGCCGAAGGGAGUAGUGGGGCCACCGCUGCUGCCGGCCGAGGUACCAUCGGCAAUGAUAGUGGCCAAGCCCCUGGUUCAGAUAAGAACAUUCCUCAGUGCGCGAGCAGCAGCAGCAGUGGGGGGGCACAAGAGAAUCUCCCUUCACGCCGUGCAGCGGCGGACGGGCUGGGGUGUGGUUCUGUUUCACCGCCAACUCGCACGACGAGGUCGUCGUCGAUCUCGGCGGAGAGCGCGGCGGACGUCGCCGAGAGCGGUGGCACUGUUCCCGCAGUGACCGACCACGAAGCCUCAAGGGGCGAGGGCAAGCGAGGCGCAGCGGAGAUGGCGGCGAACGGAGAGUCGGGAAGGCUUCGGGUCGAGGUGGAGGAAGGGGAGACAGCAGUGGGAGCCGGUUUGGAUAGCCCAGCAAGCGCCGUCAAGAGAAGGCGAUCGCAAGCGACCCUGCCGUCGUCCAACGACCCACUACCAGACGAGGGUGGCGCGCUGAACAGCGAUAGCCCAGCGAGAACCGGUCCGGCUGACGAGGGAGCGGUGGUUUCAGGUCGCUGCGAGACAGAGGAGCCGCUGAGUGCGACACAGAUCGCCACGGCGGAAUCAGAGCGCGUAGCCACCGAAGCGGCCGCCGCCGCCGCAAAAACGGCUGAAAAGGAGGCGGCGGAGGAGGAGGAGGCCGCCAGGGUUGCCGAAAAGAACGCCAAGGCGGCGGCAGCCAAAGAAGCCAAAGCAGCCAAGGCAGAGAAACAGAGAGCCGACAGGGUAAUGGCGACGAAGGCCGCCAAUGCUGCCAGAGCCGAGCAGAGGAAAGAAGCCAAGGCGAAGGCAAUGGAGGAGGCUAGGGCUGCAGCUGCUGCAAAGAAGCAAGCUCAAGAUGCGUUGGACGCCCAAGCUGCGUUAGACGCUCAAGCCGCUACGGAAGUUGCUUUGGAAGCUCAAGCCGCCAAGGAAGCUCAAGCAGCUGUUGAAGCACAAGCUGCGUUGGAAGCUCAAGCUGCCAAGGACGCUCAAGCGGCUCUGGAAACACAAACUGCGUUGGAAGCUCAAGCUGCCAAGGACGCUCAAGCGGCUCUGGAAGCACAAGCUGCGUUGGAAGCUCAAGCCGCCAAGGAAGCUCAAGCAGCUGUUGAAGCACAAGCUGCGUUGGAAGCUCAAGCUGCCAAGGACGCUCAAGCGGCUCUGGAAACACAAACUGCGUUGGAAGCUCAAGCUGCCAAGGACGCUCAAGCGGCUCUGGAAGCACAAGCUGCGUUGGAAGCUCAAGCCGCCAAGGAAGCUCAAGCAGCUGUUGAAGCACAAGCUGCGUUGGAAGCUCAAGCUGCCAAGGACGCUCAAGCGGCUCUGGAAACACAAACUGCGUCGGACGCUCAAGCUGCCAAGGACGCUCAAGCGGCUCUGGAAGCACAAGCUGCUUUGGAAGCGCAAGCAACCAAAGAAACUCAAGCUGCGUUGAAAGCUCAAGCUGCCAAGGACGCUCAAGCUGCGUUGAAAGCUCAAGCUGCCAAGGACGCUCAGGCUGCUUUGGAAGCUCAAGCUGCGUCGGACGCUGAAGCUGCGUUGGAAGCUCAGGCUGCGUUGAAAGCUCAAGCUGCCAAGGACGCUCAGGCUGCAUUGGAAGCACAAGCUGCCUUGGAAGCACAGGCAAGCGCGCGCGAGGCCCAGGGCACCGAGGAAACUACUCCCGAAGCCCAAGCUGCCAAGGACACGCAAGCGGUUGAAAGCACCGCGGCAGGUGCAGAGGCGGCAGGAGAUUCCCAGGCGACGCCUAGGACCUCCUCAGACGGGGAGAAAACGAGGAAGGAAUCUUCGCCGACGGUUGUCGGGAGCGAUGUGGAAGGAGUGCAGCCUCAGCAACAGGCGGCGGCGGCGGCGGAGGAGGAGGUGGUGGGUGCCACCGUGCUGCCUGCCGAGAGGCGUGCCCAGGAGGAGUGCCAGCAGGAGGGCGCCGCCGGUGCGACUUGGGAUGGGGCGAGGGAGAACGUGAGGGCGAUUCGGUCGACGAGGAAGGCCGCGGCGGUGGCCACUCAAAAGAUACGAAAACGAAAGAGUAACGGCGGUGGCUGUACCGACCGGGCCGCGGGAAGGGAGGGCAAGCGCAAAUGCGCCGCGGCAUCUUCAUCGCAUGGCAAUGAGCUUUCACCCGACAUCGACAACGCGCCCCGAGAGGACGAGGGCGGCGCCGGUUGCGCAGAAAAGGGUAGCGAGGACAAGGAGGUCCGCCCUCAGCGGACCGGAUGCAAAGCCGCCAUUCCCCGAAACGUGCCCCGACCUCGGUGUCUUGCUUUCGCUUUGCAAAAACACACAAAGGACCGGGUAGAAGUAGCAGUGGAGGAGGAGAAGGAGGAGGAGGAGGAGGCGAGGCCACCGCCGCUCGAGACAGGCAAGCGAUCGGGCGAUGGCCUCCCUGACAGCAGCAGCAACCUUGCCGAGCCUGCUACUGCUGCUGUUGCGGCCGUGCCUGCCGAGGCCGCCGUUCCCUGCGAGCCGACCGACACCGGUGCCUUGCCCUCUGGCGGCACGCACUCGGCUGAGCGUGCGCCCUCACCCGCAGUUACCGCGGCCGUGCCGGCUCACGAUACCGCUUCUGCAGAAGUAUCACCUGUUGCCGCUGCUGAUGCUGCUUCUGAUCCUGCCGAUGCUGAAGCGAAUGCCACGCUAGAUGCGGUUAAAGCGCCGCCUGCUGAUGCUGAGGAGGUUGCCGUGGCUGUUUCGGCAGAGGCACCACCCCCUGCUGGUGCUGUUGCUGCUGCUCCUGGUGGUGGUGGUGGUGCUGCUGCUGCUGCUGCUGCUGCCGAUGCGGUUUCCGUGCUUGCCACAAUUGAGGCGCCUGCUUACGGUAGUGCCUCCGCUCGUUCUGAUGAUGCUGUGGCCGCUACCGCCAUGGUCGAGGAGCCCAGUGUUGCUGCUGAGGCUCCUGCUGAUGCAGGUGCCGCGACCGCUACGGCUGAGAGAUCUGCUUCUGCUGCUGCCGCUCCUGGGAACGCUGAUGAGGUCGCCACGACAGAUACGGUCGAAACACCUGCUGCUACUGCUGCUUCUGCGGCUGCUGCUGCUGCUGCAUUCCCGGCUGUAGAACGCCAGGUGCGGGCUCUCGCGGCCUCGGUUGCUGCUGCAGGAGCGGUCCCAGCUGCGGCAGGGGGGCCGGCAACAUCGGGGCCGGUUGAAGGCUUGGCGGGGGCUGGAGGAGUGGACAUGCAACGGAUACUGGCGGGCCUGCAAGAAGACAUGCAAGGUGUGAAGACACAGCUCAAGAGGCGCCGCAGCAGCGCCGCCAACGAGGAAGUCGGCCGCGCCAGGCACCGCAGGGCGCGUCGGAGCUCGAAGGGCUCGCCGCCAUCGUCAUCCCGAGCACGCCACGAGAAACGCGGCCGGUCGGCUUCCGCGCCCUCCGCUACCGACUCGGACCACAGCGACUGCUCCUCCUCGGGCGGGUGGUCCAGCUCCGGCGACGAAGGGCGAAGGCGCGGCGGGGGCAAGGGGGGCGGCAACAACAAGAGUUAUCGGGAUGCACACCACCACCAUCGCAGAUCCUCCGCACCGGCCAGGCGUAUUCAUGCCGCGCAGCAGGGGUACUACCCGUACGCCGCGCCCGCUGGCGCCUACCCUCACGCGGCUCCACCGCCACCGCCGGGAUACUUUCACUACCCGGGAGGGCCUCCUCUUCAGGGCGGUGCGGUUCCGGGCUACCCAUCUAUGUACCCCGGGCUGGUCUACGGCCAAGGUCAAGGCCGGCCUGACGGCAUCGGAAGGGGCCCCGUCGAGUGGGAAGGAGGAGGAGGGCAGCACAGUUUCGAGCGGCACCGGCACCGGCGAAGCGAGUCGGAGCACAGCCAGCAGCGGGACCAGCGCUUGUUGAGCGAUGGCGGGGCUAGGGGGAGGUCGGCCUCAUCGCCGGUCAAGGACGACGAGGAUGACGUCGACAACUCCAGAGCCGCUGCCGCUGCCGGUCCGCGUGCCGCCGACCUUCCGGUUCCCGCUGUUGCCGAGAAGCAAGCUGCAACAGCAGCAGCAGAGUCGUCCGAGAGAUGCAAGGCGGGCGACGACGGCGCCGAAAGCGACGGAGGAAGCAGGGCGGCGGCAGCGGCCGCCGCCGGGCACGAGAAGAGCGCCUCGUGUCGCGCGCGCCGAGGGGGAGAGAGGCGUUCCCGACGCAGGGAUGGCUCGGGGGACGGUGGGCGUGCCCCAGGAGGACCCUCGCGCCGACACAGCGACGGGAGCCAUGGCCUGCACGUCGGCAGCGGCUACUGCGGGGCCGGUGGCAUCGCCGAGCAGCAGGGCGGCUUCAGGUACCCGUUGGGUGUGGCGCCGUCGGGCGGCUUCGUGGAUCCGCGGUUUGCGCCUCCGGUGGCACCGAUGGGUCGCGGAGGCUACCCGGCGGCCUCUUCUCCCUACAUGAUACCACCGUCACACCCUCCUCGCGGCGUGUACCAUGAGCACUACGGCGAGGCCACGGGCUGGGCGGCGGGCGGGGCCCACCACCCUUACCAUGCCCCUGUUCACCCUCCGCCACCCCACCACAGACUCUACGAGGGAGGCAAUGUGUCCCGCAGACGCAGGACACGCUCGCCUGCGGCCGAGUCCGUCGAGGGAGAGAGGGAAGUCGGCGGGGGCGAUGGCAGUGGUAGCAGCGCUAGAGCAGAGCGGGGCAAGGGAAGUAGGAGCAGGAGCGGGAGCUGGGAAAGCGAGCACAUGGCGACAUAGUCGACUAGCGGUAUGUUGGGAGGGUGCGAUGUGGGUGGCCUAUUGAGGGUGCUUUUUGUUCUUUUGAGGAGCCCGUCGUGACAUGCGGUGUGUGUUGCAAGAAAUUUGCGCGCCGGUUGGUGGAACAAUAUGUGUGGAAGGGGAGACGGAAAGCGAGCCUGGUAUGCAGGGAUUCACCUACUACCCAUGCGACGAAGCGACAAGAGGGCGAUAUAUGACAACUGGUGUGCGUCGUGCGCGCGGCAAAACGCACACUCAGGCAGAUACGUCGAAGCCGUAGUGUUUGGAGUAGAGUAUAAAGAGCAUAAGUUGUGACAAGGUGCUAUCCGUGUCGAUGAGCAUCCAUCUGUUCGUUUUCGAGCUGUCUUGUACCUCGUUGCUCGAUUCCUGGCGCAGAUACAAUACAAUGAUAGGAAAGUCGGCAUGAAAGAAAAGAGUCCUUGAUACCACCUCGGCUCUGUGAAUUUUGCGGUCGACAACUGUUGGGAUUUUUUUUUAUCUGGGUCGUUUUGGGGUUUCGUAUCGUAUAAGUAUUUGGUUCACACUGUGCUUGGGGUAAUUUUGUUGUCUGUUGUUUGUAUUGUAGGCUCGGUGUAUCGUGCUCUCUUUCGCGCCACUCGUCAAGGUGUACUCUCUUCCGAAUCCUUAGUUGUACGGAGUGAUCGGAGUGAUGGGAACGGAUUUGUUCGCUCUUGACGUUAGGCAAAGCUUUUUUUUUCUCGUGCAUGUAUGUUUACGGAAUACACCAUCGCGGUCUGUGUCGCUUGAGGGGUUAGACUGAAAGUCGGGGUUGGCGGAUCGGUGUGAUACCAUGUGGUGUGCUUCAAAUCACGCAUGUUGGUCGGCUCUCCCGUCGCCGGCAGGCGAUUUCUCAAGCUGUCGGUAGCGACAACAGCGGCUUGAGCUCGUUCGCGAGGACUUCUUGGUAAUUGACAAGUUAGAAUUGAUGGCGGUAUUGACGGAUUUCUAGCUCUGGCGGCCGAGCUGGGGGUCUAGUGGGGGUGGUUCGAUGCUUGGUUUACGUGUCAUGGUGUGUUCCUUCUUGAAGUCUCGUCACGUACCACAAGUGUUAUUUACACGGGGGACUUGUCUUUCUCGUUUUUUUCAGUUUUAUUGUGUUGCAUGCGGAUAGGUAGGUACGCGGGCACACGGUUCUUUUUGUGCUGGUUUGGUCCGCUCUGACUGGCGUUUCACAUGGAACGGAUUGU
Ectocarpus sp. CCAP 1310/34 is the source of this 9515-nucleotide messenger RNA. The record is from the annotation of a GenBank genome assembly. NCBI's taxonomy places the organism in Eukaryota, Phaeophyceae, Ectocarpales, Ectocarpaceae.